ACUGAAUCGUUUUGGUUUGAACGGCAAAUUACUUCCUUUAGACACUUAGUGUAUGUUAGUUAUUGUUUACAAUCGUGUAGUGUAAAUUUGCUCAUUAAGUAAUAUAAAAAUGGCUAUGCAAAGGAAAACUAAUGUGCGUUUACCCCCUGAGGUAAACCGAAUUUUAUAUGUUAGAAAUCUUCCUUAUAAAAUUACAGCAGAAGAAAUGUAUGAUAUUUUUGGAAAAUAUGGAGCCAUCAGACAGAUUAGAGUAGGAAACACACCAGAAACUCGAGGGACAGCUUUUGUUGUAUAUGAAGACAUCUUUGAUGCCAAAAAUGCUUGUGAUCACCUUUCUGGAUUUAAUGUUUGCAACCGUUAUUUAGUUGUACUCUACUAUCAAUCUAAUAAGGCAUUUAAGAAAGUAGACACAGAGAAGAAACAAGAAGAAAUUGAUAAAGUGAAGAAAAAGUAUGGCGUUGAAGACUGAAGACACAUAAAGUGCAUAACAUUGAUGCUUUUUUUUUUUUUUUUUGUAAAUAUCAUUUUCAUUCAGCAUCAAAUAUGUAUUCGUCUUUUUACACAUUCGAUAUUUGAAAUUACUUUAUGUAGAAAAUGAUAUAUAUAUAUUAAAUGUCAUUUUUGUUUUGGUAUAUAA
Molecule: messenger RNA, 637 nt
Organism: Argiope bruennichi
Lineage: Eukaryota; Metazoa; Arthropoda; Arachnida; Araneae; Araneidae
Gene: Sf3b6
Product: splicing factor 3B subunit 6-like
Exons: 4
Coding region: 110-469 (119 amino acids)
Cellular component (GO): nucleus; ribonucleoprotein complex; cytoplasm
Molecular function (GO): mRNA binding
Source: RefSeq, a predicted model, not a curated record